Molecule: messenger RNA, 915 nt
Organism: Giardia duodenalis
Lineage: Eukaryota; Fornicata; Diplomonadida; Hexamitidae
Product: Ribosomal RNA-processing protein 8
Exons: 1
Coding region: 1-915 (304 amino acids)
Cellular component (GO): nucleolus
Molecular function (GO): methyltransferase activity
Source: RefSeq, a predicted model, not a curated record
AUGUCUCGGCCCCGCUCAAUUUCCAUGAAACACGGCAGUGUGACCAAGCGCCUUGCGGGUUCGCGCUUCCGGGUGCUUAAUGAAGCGUUCUACACAGAGUCCUCCUUGCAAACACAGGAGCGACUCCGCAUGAACCCAGCUGAGUUCGUGGAUUAUCAUAAGGGAUAUCAAGAACAAGUGAGCAAGUGGGAAGUAAAUCCCAUUGCACUCUUUAUCGAUUUACUAGAGCGCGUUCUAGCUGGGGAUGCGGAGGGUGGAGAUGGGUCUGCAGCUACAGUAGGGACUCCAUCCGCGAACUCAGCAGGAAUCGGCUUAUUAGAUGCAGAGCUUGUUCAGAAUCUUCAAGACCUUGACGUACGACAUUCCGCCAAGCCUUCUAAAGCUAACAAGCACCAAAUUUUUCCCUCGUUUACUGGCCUCACUCGGGACGAUAUUAAGACGAUAGGUGACAUGGGUUGUGGUAAAGCUGCUCUAGCUCAGGCUAUAGUUCCUAAGUACUCUCCUGGUGUUGCUGUCCAUAGCUUCGAUCUUGUAGCACUCAACUCAUUCGUUACCGUGGCGAACAUUCGUGCACUGCCGUUGGAGCCACAUAGACUUGACCUAGCAAUAUAUUGCCUCAGUCUUAUGGGCUCCGAUUAUGUCUCCUUUAUCAAAGAAGCGUUCAGAGUGGUGAGGCCCGGCGGUGAGUUGUGGCUUGCUGAGGUCAAUAGUCGUAUUACAAAUACAAAGCACUUGAUAGAACUGUUCUCUGCUUGCAGUUUUCGCAAGAUAAAGGUGAUCCCAUUUACUCACUUCACGCUGAUUAGCUUCAGGCGCCUUGAAGAUCUCGAAGAGGGCCACCCGAGUGAGAAGAAACGUGCAGAUAUCACGAAGUACGAAAAGUGUCUUACUCCUUGUACAUAUAAGAAGAGAUAG